AUGAUUCAUGUCCAAUCCCCGAGGCGUGUUAUCAAGCUGCUGAAAGCAGGCCCUCCGGAUUGCAGUUCCAAAGGGUCCCUUCCCAGGGAAGACGCCUGCAAAACCCAGAUAGUAGUAUCCUGGAGUCACGCGGCCGCGCGCAGCCUCCUACCCGCCCCCACCCGCCCGGCUCGGCCACCGCGGGGCGGAGCGCGGGGCUGAGCAGGCGCGAGGGCUGGCUGCUGGGCCGACGAGGGGCGGUGCCAGGCCGCGGGUCCUUAGUCAAGUGACGCGAAGCGGCCGGCCUGGGCGCCGACUGCAGAGCCUGGAGGCUGGUGGUCAUGCAGGGGUUCCUGGUUCACAUCCUCCCUCUGCUGCUGGCUCUGCUGCUUCUGGGCCCUACGCGCGGCUUUCGCAAUGCCACCCAGAGGAUGUUUGAAAUUGACUAUAGCCGGGACUGCUUCCUCAAGGAUGGUCAGCCAUUUCGCUACAUCUCAGGAAGCAUUCACUACUCCCGCGUGCCCCGCUUCUACUGGAAGGACCGGCUGCUGAAGAUGAAGAUGGCUGGGCUGAACGCCAUCCAGACGUAUGUGCCUUGGAACUUUCAUGAGCCCUGGCCAGGACAGUACCAGUUUUCUGAGGACCAUGAUGUGGAAUAUUUUCUUCGGCUGGCUCAUGAGCUGGGACUGCUGGUUAUCCUGAGGCCCGGGCCCUACAUCUGUGCAGAGUGGGAAAUGGGAGGAUUACCUGCUUGGCUGCUAGAGAAAGAGUCUAUUCUUCUCCGCUCUUCUGACCCAGAUUACCUGGCAGCUGUGGACAAGUGGUUGGGAGUCCUUCUGCCCAAGAUGAAGCCUCUCCUCUAUCAGAAUGGAGGGCCAGUUAUAACAGUGCAGGUUGAAAAUGAAUAUGGCAGCUACUUUGCCUGUGAUUUUGACUACCUGCGCUUCCUGCAGAAGCGCUUUCGCCACCAUCUGGGGGAUGAUGUGGUUCUGUUCACCACUGAUGGAGCACAUAAAACAUUCCUGGAAUGUGGGGCCCUGCAGGGCCUCUACACCACGGUGGACUUUGGAACAGGCAGCAACAUCACAGAUGCUUUCCUAAGCCAGAGGAAGUGUGAGCCCAAAGGACCCUUGAUCAAUUCUGAAUUCUAUACUGGCUGGCUAGACCACUGGGGCCAACCUCACUCCACAAUCAAGACCGAAGCAGUGGCUUCCUCCCUCUAUGAUAUACUUGCCCGUGGGGCAAGUGUGAACUUGUACAUGUUUAUAGGUGGGACCAAUUUUGCCUAUUGGAAUGGGGCCAACUCACCCUAUGCAGCACAGCCCACCAGCUACGACUAUGAUGCCCCACUGAGUGAGGCUGGGGACCUCACUGAGAAGUAUUUUGCUCUGCGAAACAUUAUCCAGAAGUUUGAAAAAGUACCAGAAGGUCCUAUCCCUCCAUCUACACCAAAGUUUGCAUAUGGAAAGGUCGCUCUGGAAAAGUUAAAGACAGUGGGAGCAGCUCUGGACAUUCUGUGUCCCUCUGGGCCCAUCAAAAGCCUUUAUCCCUUGACAUUUAUCCAGGUGAAACAGCAUUAUGGGUUUGUGCUAUACCGGACAACACUUCCUCAAGAUUGCAGCAACCCAGCACCUCUCUCUUCACCACUCAAUGGAGUCCACGAUCGAGCAUAUGUUGCUGUAGAUGGGAUCCCCCAGGGAGUCCUUGAGCGAAACAAUGUGAUCACUCUGAACAUAACAGGGAAAGCUGGAGCCACUCUGGACCUUCUGGUAGAGAACAUGGGACGUGUGAACUAUGGCGCAUAUAUCAACGAUUUUAAGGGUUUGGUUUCUAACCUGACCCUCAGUUCCAAUAUCCUCACGGACUGGAUGAUCUUUCCACUGGACACUGAGGAUGCAGUGCGCAGCCACCUGGGGCGCUGGGGACACCGUGACAGUGGCCACCAUGAUGAAGCCUGGGCCCACAGCUCAUCCAACUACACGCUCCCGUCCUUUUAUGUGGGGAACUUCUCCAUUCCCAGUGGGAUCCCAGACUUGCCCCAGGACACCUUUAUCCAGUUUCCUGGAUGGACCAAGGGCCAGGUCUGGAUUAAUGGCUUUAACCUUGGCCGCUAUUGGCCAGCCCGGGGCCCUCAGUUGACCUUGUUUGUGCCCCAGCACAUCCUGAUGACCUCGGCCCCAAACACCAUCACCGUGCUGGAACUGGAGCGGGCACCCUGCAGCAGUGAUGAUCCAGAACUGUGUGCUGUGAAGUUCGUGGACAGGCCAGUUAUUGGCUCAUCUGUGACCUACGAUCAUCCCUCCAAACCUGUUGUAAAAAGACUCAUGCCCCCACCCCCCCAAAAAAACAAAGACUCAUGGCUGGACCAUGUAUGAUGAUGAAAGCCUGUGUCUUUGAGGGAUUCUACCCUGAACAUACCUCACAGAUCCUCCCUGUCAUGUCACAUUUCACUGAUCGGAAUGUGGAAAUGGAAAAGGAAUUUAGGAUGUGCAUUUUCACCCGAGGUUUCCCUGCAUCCCUGCAGUGCCAAAGCCCCACCUUCAGGGACCACCUGGAAUGUGUGAGGGGCUGACAGCACAGUAACAUGCGUACAUAUCUGCAGGGCUGGAAUGGAAGCUUUAAAGGUGGUAGUGAUUUUUAUUUUGGAAGAAUCAUGUUGCCUUUUUGUUAAAUAAAAUUUGUACUCAAAUGA
Molecule: messenger RNA, 2671 nt
Organism: Nomascus leucogenys (northern white-cheeked gibbon)
Lineage: Eukaryota; Metazoa; Chordata; Mammalia; Primates; Hylobatidae
Gene: GLB1
Product: galactosidase beta 1
Biological process (GO): carbohydrate metabolic process
Cellular component (GO): vacuole
Molecular function (GO): beta-galactosidase activity
Source: RefSeq, a predicted model, not a curated record